UAUUAAAUUCUUUGAAGGAUUUUAUUAGCUUUAUGAGACACUCUACCGGACUAUCACACUGUUAAGCAGAGCUUAGAGAGAGGAGUUCACUUGGCUUUGACAAAACUGCAUUAAAGCCGAACGCAGAGGAAAUCAAAAUGUGGAAGAAAUCAAAAGUGUCUGAUCAGACCACAACAGGGCAAGUGGGCAUCAAAAAGAAAUCCAAAGUCCCAGGAGUCAUGAUCACACAGUUCAUAGAAGAAAUCCCUGCGGAAAAGAGCCAUCCGGAUUUUAUCCGCAAACCUAUAGCUCUUACCAUUCAAGAAGGUAAACUGGCUAUUUUCAAGGCCAUUGUAGUGGGUGAUCCCAUCCCUACUGUAACAUGGGCCAGAAACAAUGGUGAUAUUUCAGAUCCACAGAAAUACCAAACCAAGUUUGACCCAAUUUCUGGUGAACACACUAUUGAGAUGCCGAAUGUUUCUCCAGACCAGGCAGACACCUACAAAUGUUUUGCUACUAACGAAUUUGGAAAGGCUAUGGUCAUUGUUAUGCUGAACGUCAUCAAAGUGGGAUUCAAGAAGAACAAAGCAAACCAGGAGUCCACUGCAACUGAUCCAAAUGAGCUCAAGGCUGUCCUGAAAAGGAGAAGUAAGGUUCGUCCUAAAACCGAAGCAAGGAAAGAUGGAGAAAUUGACCCAAAGUUCUGGGAGAUUUUGCUGAGCGCCGAUAAGAAAGAUUAUGAGCGCAUCUGUGCAGAAUAUGGGGUGACUGACUUCCGCUGGAUGUUGAAGAAACUGAAUGAGAUGAAAAGAGAGAGAGAACAAGAGCAAGCAGAGUUCGUCAAGAGCAUUUCUAACCUCAAACACAUCGAUGUCAAUCCUGAUGGAUCUGCUUCUUUUGAACUUGAUCUUAACCUUCUAGACGCCAGCAGCAGAAUUUUCAUCUACAAGGAUGGUGAGAUGAUUCCAUAUUCUCAAGAUCUCGAAGUGGAAAUGAAACACAGCCUGAAUCAAGUAGGCAAGAAAUACAUCUUCACAAUUAGGGACCUUUUCCCAGAUGAUGCUGGCCUUUACCAGUUAGAUGUAGAAGACGUCAAUGUGUUCUCCACUGAAUUUAAAAUUCCAGUGGUGGACUUUCUGGUCAAGUUAAAGGAUGUAAAAGCCAUGGAGAGGGAGGAUGCCAUUUUUGAAUGCGUCCUCUCUAAACCCUUAUCUAAAAUCAUGUGGGUCGGAAAGAACAACCGAUUAGAACACGGAGACAAAUAUGACAUUACUGUGUCCGAAGACAAACUGAUCCACAGGCUGAUAGUGAAGGACUGUAUGCAGGUGGAUAAAGGCAUCUAUGCAGCUGUGGCCGCAAUCAAGUCCAGUAACGCUUGGCUGAUAGUGGAAGCCGAUAACAGUCUAGAUACUAAAGGCAAAAAGAAACCCCGAAAAACAACUCAAGCCGGAGGGGCAGGUGUUGACCUGGCAAAGAUCGCUGCAGAACAGCAGGUCAAGCUACAGAAGGAAAGAGAUGAGAGAAUUGCGGCUGUCAAAACAGCCAGCGCUGAGAAAGAGGCAGCAGGUGCAGUGGACAGCAGUGGUUCUGCAUCUUUUCCUGGAGAUGGUUCUAGAGCAGAAGAAGAGGUCAGGAGAGAUGGCUCUGGAGACACUGGGCUGGCGAGGAGUGUAACAGACACUAGAGGAAAAGACACAGGGAAAGGUAUGGAAUCAGCAGACCUUGCCGGUAACUUAAAAGGCAGCAAAUCCAAUAAGGAUGGGAAGAAGUUGUCUUCUAAAGAUCAAGCAAGCAUAUCUAAAGAUGGAGGUACACAAAAGUUAGCAAUACAAAGCAGCAAAGAUUCAGACUCAAGACAGAAUCAGGCUGAAGUGAUAGAGUGCGAGACCGACGCCAUGACAACAGCUGGAGAUCUUCCUAAAUUCGACGCUGAUGACCUACACAAGUUCUCCAAAAAUGUGGUAGUUAAAGUUGGCCAGACUGCUUCCUUUAAAAUGCCAUUACCUCCUCAAGACCCGACAGAGAUCAGCUGGUUUAAGGACGGCACUGAACUUUUUGAUGGUGGCAGCAUAAAAGUAGUAAAAGAUCUAAACCAGAGCCGUCUUCAGAUAAAAGACUGCCUGCAAUCUGACUCUGGGGAAAUUAAGAUCCAGCUUAAAAACACUUUUGGUACUGCAGAGGCCUUCUCUAGGCUUAUUGUGGUCGACAAGCCGGGUCCACCACAAGGCCCAGUAGAAGUGAUUGACAGCUCAUCUUCUGUCAUUGAAUUAAAAUGGAAGCCACCAAGUGAUACCGGUUGCUCUGAAGUGACCAACUACCUAGUGGAGCGUCAGCAAGUGGGGCAGAGUAUGUGGAAGAAAGUGUGCGAUAAUUCAGCUGACCGCCUGUCCUUUCGAGACAGAAACGUGUCCCAUGGCAAGAAGUACACAUACCGAAUCUAUGCUGAGAACUCUGAGGGUAUCAGUGAUCCUCUGGAGACAGAAGGCAUCAUGGCUGGAACUCUGAUUUACCCUGGUCAACCCGCCCCUCCUAAGGUGGUCAGCACUUUCAAAAACUGCAUCAACCUAACAUGGACUCCGCCAGAGAAAGAUGGAGGAACCAAAAUACUGGGCUACCAGCUAGAGAAACGCAAGAAAGAUACAAACCACUGGGUGACUCUGAACCUAGCUAAGGAACCUAUUUCAGCUCUGAAGUAUGCAGUGAAGGAUGUCUCUGAGGGGUCAGAGUAUGAGUUCAGAGUGUCAGCCAUUAAUAUGUCUGGGCCUGGAGAACCCAGCGCUCCCUCUGCCAUGGUCUGCGCUAAAAACCCCAACAUCAGGCCCCACUUCAAAGAUCCUGUAGACUUCAUGGUUGUAAGAGCAGGAAAUUCUAUCAGAAUCAAAGUCAAUUAUGAGGGCUCACCACAACCAGACAUCACAUGGCUGAAAAAUGAUGAACCUGUGUCCCCCUGGGUCAACAUCAUCAAUGUUGAGGAAUCGUCCACACUCGUCAUCCCCUCGUCAAACUAUUCAGACUCAGGUGUUUACACCAUCAUGGCAAAGAACUCUAGUGGACAGUCCAGCUUUGACAUAGAGGUCAGAGUGGCAGAUCAACCAAAGCCUCCAGGCCCAGUGGUGCUAGAACAGGUUGUUUAUGGUAAAGUCAUUAUCACAUGGACUCCAUCUCCAGACCAGGAGAAGGACGAUCGACUGCACUACAUGGUGGCAGAACGUGAUUCCAGCACACGUGUUUGGAACACAAUUGCCGACCGUCUGUUUUGCAACACUUACACUACCUCUGUCCAGCCUGGUCGUGAAUACCACUUCAGAAUCUAUGCAAAAAAUGAUAUGGGACUUUCUGAUGCCUCUAAAUCACCAACGUGGGGUGUUAACGAGCUGAGAGUGCCACUAGUCCCACGCUCAGCAGCUAUGAUAACUCUUGAGAGGCCACCUUCCAUCUUGGUUCCACUGAAAGUCCACAGUCCACCACAGGGCUUUCAGCUGUACAUGACUUGCGCUGUCCGUGGCUUCCCCACACCUAAUGUUACGUGGUACCUCAACAACAUCUGCAUCAACUCCAACAACAGCUACUACAUCACAAAUGCAUGUGGAGUCUGCUCUAUGUACAUCAUCCGAGUUGGGCCAGAACAUAGUGGCGAGUACAAAGUGGUGGCAGUCAACCCAUUUGGCAAAGCUGAAUGUUCCUCCAAACUAAAAGUGAGAGAUUGAAAUUCAGCACGCUGACAACCAGCUAGCUUGUGUACUGCAAACCAAUAUAUAGUGAAUAAUUUUACGUAGAGCUGCUUAGGAAUAAUAUGCACUGCAAAAAGCCUUACACUGCCAAGAGGUAUAUUGGUGUAUCACCGUUCGUGAUAUUUUAUUAGAUAAA
This is a messenger RNA of Onychostoma macrolepis, 3846 nucleotides long. RefSeq names its product immunoglobulin-like and fibronectin type III domain-containing protein 1. Bases 138 to 3686 code for a protein of 1182 amino acids. The record is from RefSeq and is a predicted model, not a curated record. Gene Ontology annotation, molecular function: protein binding. The transcript is spliced from 23 exons. NCBI's taxonomy places the organism in Eukaryota, Metazoa, Chordata, Actinopteri, Cypriniformes, Cyprinidae.